Molecule: messenger RNA, 1134 nt
Organism: Miscanthus lutarioriparius
Lineage: Eukaryota; Viridiplantae; Streptophyta; Magnoliopsida; Poales; Poaceae
Source: the annotation of a GenBank genome assembly
AUGGCACCAAGAGGCGGACGUGCAGCGGCUAGUUCCGGUUCUGAGGAUGAGGAAGAGGAGGCUGGGUUCUCUAGGAGCUACUUCCUGGCCAAGGAGAAGGAGCCAUUAUCUGGGAAGAAGCGCGCCCGUGCCGCCGCGGGCAAGCUCUCCGACCUCAACCUCGUCGACGAGCAGGUGUUGCGUGCAUCCCUUGCAGAGAUCCCUCCGAAGCACAAGGAAGAGGUGGAGGCUCUGACUAGAAGCUACAAGGACCAGUACCGCAACUGGCUGUUCGAACUAAGAUGCGGUUUUGGUCUCCUGAUGUAUGGGUUUGGAUCUAAGAAGCAAUUGCUCGAGGAUUUUGCCUCCACUACCUUGACUGAUUUCACUGUCGUUGUAAUCAAUGGCUACCUUCCAUCCGUCAAUUUGAAACAGGUCAUAGCAACAAUAGCUGAAAUGUUCUGGGAUCAAACAAAAGCUAAACGCAAGAGACAGCCAGGAACAAGGUCCCAGUUGUCACAACAGUUUCCGUCACAAUCAACAGAGGACAUCAUCUCAUUCCUAAUGAGACAGACAUCAGAUGAUGUGGAUGAUCGCGUGUGCCUUCUUAUUCAUAGUGUUGACGGGCCUGCUUUGCGUGAUGCUGAAUCACAACAGUGUCUAGCACAAAUUUCUUGCUGCCCACAGGUCCGUGUUGUUGCAUCAAUAGACCAUGUUAAUGCCCCUUUAUUGUGGGACAAGAAGAUGGUGCACAAACAGUUCAAGUGGAGCUGGUACCAUGUCCCGACUUUUGCGCCUUACAAAGUCGAAGGCGUGUUCUACCCAUUGAUCCUAGCUAGUGGUGGUCACGCCCAAACCACAAAAACUGCUCUCGUUGUUCUGCAGAGUCUGACACCGAAUGCACAAAGUGUUUUCAGAGUUCUUGCUGAAUAUCAGUUGGCAAAUGAGAAGGAGGAAGGUAUGCCAGUCAGCAGUUUGUAUACAAAAUGCCGUGAGCGCUUUCUGGUCAGCAGUCAAGUGACAUUGAAUUCACACCUGACUGAGUUUAAAGAUCAUGAUCUGGUUAAGAUCAGGAAGCACUCUGAUGGGCAAGAUUGCCUCCGCAUUCCUCUUGUUUGUGAUGCACUGGAGAAAUUGCUGCAAGAGUUGGCUUGA